AUGGACGUCGGCGAGAAUUUUGCCCUUGUUGAAUAUGGUACAGCAUCAAAGCUGUAUAUUCUCAUUAAGACUGUACAUACAAUUUUAUUGUUCGUCGUUAUGUUAGUGAUUGUUAAACACACCUCGAUGAUACUACGAAAUCAAGCGAGAUUUAGCGAAGGGUCGAGGAAAAUGCAUCAGGAAGCCAUUCGUGGAUUGACUGUCCAGACCGUGGCCAUCACGUUCUCGGAGAUCGUUCCCGUUUUGAUGCUCUGUGCCAGUUUCUAUGUGAGAAAGGUCACGUCGAAACCACCACCUCACAGUGCCACGGUAAAUUACGGUACAAGGUCAACAAACAGGGAUGAUAUUCACUAUGAAGCCAACAAUCAAAACGGAACAGGGGCAGAAGAGUUCGUAUGGAACACAAGAGAAGCGUUGGCUGAUUCGACGAAGUCAGCGGGAGAAAAACUAGUGCUAAUCUAC
This is a messenger RNA of Ostertagia ostertagi, 462 nucleotides long. Lineage: Eukaryota; Metazoa; Nematoda; Chromadorea; Rhabditida; Trichostrongylidae. The record is from the annotation of a GenBank genome assembly.